Amoebophrya sp. A120 is the source of this 1419-nucleotide messenger RNA. Lineage: Eukaryota; Dinophyceae; Syndiniales; Amoebophryaceae. The record is from the annotation of a GenBank genome assembly.
AUGUUUGCCACGUCCAAUCGGGAAUCAAGGAGAUGCCUGAGGACAUUGUGGUUAUUCUUAUUUACAACUCGAGAACAAAUCGUAAGUCAAAUUACGAGCAUGGCGAUGAAUGCUUUAUUCGCUUUUUAUUUUUUCUAUUCCAGGCCUGUGUGUGCCUUCGCCUUCCUAACACAUGAAAUUAUUGUUAUGCCGCACCAAAUCCAAACCGUACACUUCCUUUGCCAUCACACUAAUUCAUCUCUUCGUGGCACGGCUCGAUCCGCUCGUCGUUUCAUCGCUAGACCUCUACUGUGGUUUUUGUAUGCAUAUCUUGAAACCAAAGCGGGGCGUUCCGGUGCCGGAUAGGAGAUGAUAUUGAUAUUACAUCAAUGAAAAUGUUGAACUAGUGCCUGUGCCCUACCGCACAUGUUGCACUCCCUCCUCACAUGGUAGACUACCGUUUCUUUGACUCUAACCAGUACUUUUCUUCAUCAUCCAAGUGGAAUUAUCCUGCUCACCCUCACAGGAUAUUGAAGACAGAGGCUCGAAAAUAAAAAGACUAUUAUUUGACGAGGUUAUGAUUAUCUGGAAAUUAGUUUUGGCCGCGAAGAUGUAGUAUCAGGAACAAAUGUAAUUUGCGUAUUAAAGGUCGAUAAUAUUUCAGAGACCUGACGAAGCACUGAUGAGCAGCACACCGCGUACCAAGUUCUGGAGGAGCAAUUGCGACAGGAUGAUAUGAGGAGGCAGCUAUUUUCAUUCUUCAAAGGGAGUCUGCUGGUGGCCGGUUCUUAGGGACGCCGUAAGUCCUGGGGCAGAACUCCGUUUUUUUAAUUCUCUUCAGCUCAACAUGAUUCGACGUUGCAACCUCUUGCUUUGGAAGGCGGUUCUGUCGUGUGGUAAUUACGCGAAAAAAUAAAAGAUUAUAAUGAUGCUGUCUUUCGCAUCAAAAACUGUUUUGGUUCUCCUCGAUGUUCAUCUCGAAAAAGAAGCAAGUUUUAUUUGAACGAAAAAGUAGAUAAAAGAUAAAGAGGACCUGCUGGCGCAUUUCUCGAGCCUGUAGUUGUUUGUGGAGACAGCUACCAGCGCAAAUGCAUGUGCAAGCGGGUGUAACCUGAGGUAAAUAAAAAUAGUAAUUUAGACUGCUUUAACUUUAUCGUUGACUACGAACAAUUCGAGCAGGACCUUUGACAUUUCUAUCCCAAAGAGAAAGAACGAAGUGAAUGACUCGUGACAAUAACUUCAAAGGUGCCUAUUAGUGGCGAAAAACUAUCAUAGUAAAGCGAGUUGUUCGCGGUACUCAUACUCGUACAGCUUGGCCUUAAGCCGACCUUCGGUUUUUUUUGUUACUUUGUCAGCGCUGCGUGUCCGAGGGACAAGUACAAGAAGACGCCGUCCGAGUGGAAGCAAGGCGGAUGAAUUUGAUUUUUGGAGCUCCUGAGG